GUAAAUAUUAUUAUGUUUAUCAAACGUCAAGUCAAUUAAAUUAAUUCGACUUAAUUCUAUGUCAAAUGAAUGAAUGAUUAAUUAAAAUUAUUAAACUGUUUAAAUUCAAUAUGUAUUCAAAUAUCCAAGCAAAUACUGAUGUCCAGGUGAGCCCAGAAGUACAACAAUGGUUUUCAGCUGUUGACAGUGAUAGAAGUGGUAAAAUAAGUUCACUUGAACUUAAAGCUGCUCUUGCAAAUGGUCAAGGUGGAACAUUUUCUGAUACUGCUUGUAAAUUAAUGAUUGGUAUGUUUGACAAGGAAAAAACUGGCUCAAUUAAUGUUACUGAAUUUCAAGCAUUGUAUAAUUAUAUCAAUGCUUGGCUUGGAGUUUUUCGUGGUUUUGAUCAUGACAAUUCAGGAAGUAUUCAAGAGAGUGAAUUAUCAGCAGCUUUUACACAAAUGGGCUACAGAUUUUCACAAGAAUUUAUCAAGUAUUUAAUUGCUAAAAGUGAUUUUAAUCAACAUCAAAGUAUCACAGUUGAUCAAUUCAUUGUACUUUGUGUACAAAUACAAAAAUUUACAGAAGCAUUCCGAACACGUGAUAAUGAACAAACUGGUACAAUAUCAAUAUCAUUUGAAGAUUUUCUAACAGUCGCAUUAAGCUGCAGUGUUUAAGUAAUAAAAUUUUCUAUCUUUAACUUAAAAACUAUUUUUUUUCUUAUAAUACAAGCGUGAAAAUUUAUGUUAAUUAAAAAAAAAUAAAAUAUUUUACAUAACUA
Aphidius gifuensis is the source of this 760-nucleotide messenger RNA. It is a transcript of the gene Pef, whose product is annotated as peflin. Bases 111 to 656 code for a protein of 181 amino acids. Lineage: Eukaryota; Metazoa; Arthropoda; Insecta; Hymenoptera; Braconidae. The transcript is spliced from 4 exons. The record is from RefSeq and is a predicted model, not a curated record. Gene Ontology annotation, biological process: COPII vesicle coat assembly. Gene Ontology annotation, molecular function: calcium ion binding.